Molecule: messenger RNA, 1158 nt
Organism: Paramuricea clavata
Lineage: Eukaryota; Metazoa; Cnidaria; Anthozoa; Malacalcyonacea; Plexauridae
Source: the annotation of a GenBank genome assembly
CAACAAUGUUGGCGUUUGAUGUUCCAAAGUAGCAAUUAACUGUAAAACGUUAAUAUUUCGCAUGAAACCAUUUACUUCGACUAGUUUCAAUGCAAGUUCUGCAAAUAACUUUCAUAUAAAUUCUGCAAAUAAUGAAAAUGUAGCAAGAGUUAAAGAAUUUCGAGAAUCGUCGGAGCUGGAUUCACACAGCAGUAGCAGUGGUUCCGACUCGACUGGAAAUGAUUCGGAAGAAACUAGUACCCCCGACAAACCGUGCUUGGAUGAAAGAAAGAAAGAGAGACCACCACUAGGGUUUUAUGUAAACAGAACUGGUUUCCCAAUAAAAGAUUUCGUUUGGGAAAGAAUGUGGCAACAUGUACAAAAUGUUCAUCCGAAUGGAUUUGCAACAUCCUUCAAAAUUCGUGCCAACAAAAGCUUACCCAAUGUACCUGUUCCAAACCUACCAAAUUUUACCCAUGGUAUGGACGUCGCUUUGAAGUUAGAGUUAGUCCAGAAAUAUAUUUCUGAGUUAAAGUACAAUCACACUGGGACUCAAUUCUUUGAGAUAAGAAAAGAUAGACCAUUAAGUGGAUUGAUGGAGUCAGCUAAAGAAAUGAUAAGAGAGUCUCUGCCAAUCAAAUGUCUAGAAGCGACCAUACUAGCGCUACAUCUUACAAAUGGCAUUCCUGGAUUACAGAGAUUUACUAUUGGUUUUAAGACUCAAAUCAACACAGCAUGGUUAAGUCAUGUUGUAUUAGGGAUAUAUUACAAUGGAAAAUUUGGUGCUCUUGGCUUGAGCAGAAGGGAUGACCUUAUGUACAAGCCACUUAAGUUUAGAACUUUAUAUGAUCUUAUUGAAAACUAUAAAACAUGUUACAACAAAUAUUUUCAUGUUUUGAAAAAAGUUAAGAUUGGUUAUCCAAUAUCACAUGACCCACAUAGCUAUGAACGGAUAAACUGGAAAUACCUGACACUCAGUAUGGACAAACUAACUACAGAGCAAAAAGUUAAAUUGAUGGAAAGAUUUUCAAGAGACUUAAAGACUGCAUCUCUUGGCUUUAGCAGCAGUCCACAAGUGACCUGCAAGAAAGAAUUACUGUAGUAUAUAUUUUAGAAUUUGUUGCAUGUGAAUACUGUAGAGAAAUUGAUUAAGUUUAACUAUUUAUGUCAAUCUAACCC